AUGGCCCGUGGUCCCAAGAAGCAUCUGAAACGUGUAGCAGCUCCAAAGCAUUGGAUGCUGGACAAAUUGACUGGUGUGUUUGCUCCUCGUCCAUCCACUGGUCCCCAUAAACUGAGAGAGUGUCUUCCACUCAUCAUUUUCUUAAGAAACAGACUUAAAUAUGCUCUAACAGGAGAUGAAGUGAAGAAGAUCUGCAUGCAGAGGUACGUUAAGAUUGAUGGCAAGGUCCGCACUGAUGUAACCUACCCUACCGGGUUUAUGGAUGUCAUCAGUAUAGAUAAGACUGGAGAGAAUUUCCGUCUGAUUUAUGACACCAAGGGACGCUUUGCUGUUCAUCGUAUUCCAUCUGUGGAAGCCAAGUACAAGUUAUGCAAAGUGAGGAAGGUCUUUGUUAGUACCAAAGGAAUCCCUCAUUUGGUGACUCAUGAUGCUCGCACCAUUCGCUAUCCUGAUCCUUUCAUCAAAGUGAAUGACACCAUUCAGAUUGAUUUGGAGAGUGGCAAGAUAACUGAUUUCAUCAAGUUUGACACUGGUAACCUGUGCAUGGUAACUGGAGGUGCAAAUCUGGGAAGAAUUGGUGUAAUCACCAACAGAGAGAGACACCCUGGUUCUUUUGAUGUGGUGCAUGUGAAAGAUGCCAGUGGCAACAGCUUUGCCACCCGCCUCUCUAACAUUUUUGUUAUUGGCAAGGGUAAUAAGCCAUGGAUUUCUCUUCCCCAUGGUAAAGGUAUACGCCUCACUAUUGCUGAAGAAAGGGACAAAAGAUUAGCUGCCAAACAGAGCAGUGGUGAAAUGCUUUAA
Messenger RNA from Suncus etruscus (white-toothed pygmy shrew), 801 nucleotides. RefSeq names its product 40S ribosomal protein S4-like. Gene Ontology annotation, molecular function: RNA binding; structural constituent of ribosome. The record is from RefSeq and is a predicted model, not a curated record. Bases 1 to 801 code for a protein of 266 amino acids. NCBI's taxonomy places the organism in Eukaryota, Metazoa, Chordata, Mammalia, Eulipotyphla, Soricidae. Gene Ontology annotation, cellular component: ribosome; cytosolic small ribosomal subunit. Gene Ontology annotation, biological process: translation. The transcript has a single exon.